AUGAAGAUGAAGAAUCUCUUAGUAUUUGCUGUGCUAUUUGCUUAUGGCGCAGUUAUGACACAGGGGAGUCUCUGGGAGCUUCAAAAGAUGAUUAAGCAAGUCACUGGGAAAUGUGCCUUAUGGAAUUAUUCCAACUACGGCUGCCACUGCGGAUUGGGUGGCAAAGGGACGCCAAAGGAUGACACUGAUCAGUGCUGUUAUUUGCAUGACUGCUGCUAUAAGAGGCUCAAGCAUCAUGGAUGUAAUGCCAAAUUUAAAACGUACAGCUACUUCUACCUGAGUGGAAGGAUAUACUGCGGCUUGGGGAGCUGGUGCAAAAGGGAGAGCUGCCAGUGUGACAGUGACCUUGUGCUCUGCUUGAAGAAACACUUAAGCAGCUACAAGACGGGUUAUCGCUUCUAUCGAAAGAGACGCUGUGGGGAUAAGGCGCCCACGUGUUAA
Molecule: messenger RNA, 441 nt
Organism: Emys orbicularis (European pond turtle)
Lineage: Eukaryota; Metazoa; Chordata; Testudines; Emydidae
Product: basic phospholipase A2 Ts-G6D49-like
Exons: 4
Coding region: 1-441 (146 amino acids)
Biological process (GO): lipid catabolic process; negative regulation of T cell proliferation; phospholipid metabolic process
Molecular function (GO): phospholipid binding; calcium ion binding
Source: RefSeq, a predicted model, not a curated record